AUUUACAUACACCCUGGGAGAAGGAAUGUGGCUUCCUCUGAGCAAGAGCUUUGUCAUCCCUCCCGCUGAGCUCGCCAUCAACCCGUCAGCCAAAUGCAAGACUGACAUGACAGUAAUGGAGGAUGCGGUAGACGUAAGAGAGGAGUUGAUGAUCAGUUCUUCGUUUGACUCUUUGGAGGUUCUCCUGGAUUCGUUUGGACCCGUAAGAGAUUGCACCAAAGACAACGGUGGCUGCAGCCGCAACUUCCGCUGUAUAUCCGACCGAAAGCUUGAUUCCACCGGCUGUGUGUGCCCUCCAGGGCUGAGUCCAAUGAAGGAUGGGACUGGGUGCUAUGACCACCACAUUGGCAUCGACUGCUCUGACGGCUUCAACGGCGGAUGUGAGCAGCUGUGCCUCCAACAGCUGGCCCCUCUAGAGGAUGACCCAACGCUCUACAACAUCCAGAUGUUCUGCGGGUGCAUCGAGGACUACAAGCGUGGUCCAGAUGGGAGGUCGUGCUUGCCUCUGUCAGAAGCCUGCACUGAGGGUGUGGACUGUGGUGAAGCAUUAGACAUCCCCGCCAACCAGACCGUCUUUGGAGACCUUUUCUACGGCUAUAACAACCACUCCCAGGAAAGCACCUCUGGCCAGAUACUUAAGGCCACAUUCAGGCAGAAGAACUUUGCCCGAGGCAUUGAGCAGCAGCUCCCAGAUGGCAUGGUGGUGGCAUCGGUGCCAACGGAGGUUCAGUGCCACGAGGAGCUGUCAGACCCUGUGCCUGACCCAGAAUACCUCACGGGUAUGGUGAACUACAGUGAGGUGUCUGGCUACCCCCUUGUCCAGCAUUGGAGUCUACGUUCUGUGCUGUACCACGUCAAACUCAACCAGUGGGUGCUGUCUCAAGCUUUCAGCUCCGCCAUCCAUUCUCUAGAUGGGGCAACACAGCGGAGCGACUUUGUCUCUAUCCUGAGGGAGUUUGGGAACCACUACGUUCAGGAGGCAGUUUAUGGCUUCCAGGAGUCCUGUACCAUCUGGUACCCCAACAAACAAGUCCAGAGACAGCUGUGGCUGGAGUACCAGGACAUCAGCAAAGGUAACUCCCCUUCAGAGGAGUCCGAGGAGCGGGACAAGGAGCCCAGGACGUUGACUUACCCGGCGUACAUCGCCAGCCUUCUGGACACGGGUGCUAAACGCAUGGCGGCAGGCGUCAGGAUGGACUGCAACAGCCAGGGCCAGUGCCCACGCUCCUGUCACCUCUGCCACAUGAGUCCCAGAGCGGCACAGGGGCGGCAGCAGUCUGAACCUGUGCUCUUGAGAAUCACCAAAGCCGCACCCAUCUACGAAUUAGUGUCAAACAACGAGACUUAUCAGGCUCUGCAGGAGGCGAUGAUGAGCAUGCUGUGGUGCUCAGGCAAAGGCGACGUUAUUGAUGACUGGUGUCGAUGCGAUUCCAGCGCAUUUGGCACAGACGGACUGCCCACCUGCGCCCCGCUUCCUCAACCCAUGCUGAAGCUGUCGUACACCUAUGAACCCAGCAGCUCAUUGGUCAUCAUGGAGUGGAACCACACAGAACCACCAAUCGGCGUACGCAUUGUUGAUUACCUCAUCAGCCAGGAGAAGGUGACGGAGAGGACGGACCACUCCAAACUUGAGACAGAAACGCUCCUAAGCUUUGUGGAUGACAUCCUGUCUGGGGCCAGGUCUCCGUGUGUGAUGCUCGGGGACAUCCCUAACCUGCUGUCUUCCUCCAUCAGUCUUAUAAUACGCUGCCUGGAGCCAGACACCACAUACAUGUUCCGUCUGUGGGCUGUAGACAAUACAGGACGGCGCUCCAGUCCAAGUGAGGUCACCAUCAAAACUCCAUGUCCCACUGUGGAUGAUGUCAAAGCGCAGGAAAUUGCAGAUAAGAUCUACAAUCUGUUCAACGGCUACACAAGUGGGAAAGAACAGCAGACUGCCUACAACACUCUCAUGGACCUGGGCGCUCCCACGCUGCACCGCGUGCUUUACCACUACAACCAGCGCUACGAGAGCUUUGGAGAAUUCACCUGGAGGUGUGAGGAUGAGCUGGGACCUAGGAAGGCGGGCCUCAUCCUCUCCCAGCUGGACGAGCUCUCUCUGUGGUGUAAGGGGCUCCUGCAGGAGCCAAAGAUCGGCCUUCGCAGGAUGUCCCUCAAGUUCCUGUCCUGCCGGUACACCGACACCAAAGCCUUUGGGCUCAACUGGCCAGAGAUGGGCCAGGACGUGCACAAGGCCUGUGACGAACAGACACUCACUGUCAUGUAUAACGACUACGGUGAGCCCAAGGAGCUCUAGAGGUUGGAGUUUCACUUUGAAUCAGCACAGUCCCCUCACCUCCCAUGCCCGAGAAAAACACAGGUUUUAACGUAGCUGGCCAUGCCGCCGUGAGUCAAGUCGUAUCCCUAAAUGCCACACAUUAUUUGAAAUGCCAUUUACUUGAUUUGCCUCGAUCACAGUACCAGUCUCAGAAGCAUUAUCACGUUAAUGGUCUGAAGCAGUGUUCUGCAGUAGCUGGUAGUCCCUGAACUUUUGCUCCUCCCUUCUAGUGAAUGAUGGUGACUACAGAAAUAUCCUGAGAUAAAAUUGUGAGAAGAGCAACAGUGGCCUGAAAAAAUCUGAAAUUGGACUUUUAGCUAAAAAUAUAUAUAUUUUUCUUUUUUUGUGGCUUGAGCAGACAAAAUAGUCACACUUUAAUGUUUGAGGUAUUUUAAACACAUUUAAAACAUUCGUUUUCCUCAACAAGACUAUGAUCUUGGAGCUUGAUCCGAGCUAAAGAGUUGCACCUAGCAAUGAAAAACAUCAGACGGGAAAGUGCUAUUAAAAUUUCUUUAUAUCGCGUUGUGACAUUCCUUCUAACUUCAAAACAGACAAAAACAGACAAGUUUUCUUUUGUAGAAACGUCGUUGCAGAGUAUCACACAGAUGCAUUUUUGACACGUCACCAAAAAGUUCAUUUAUUCCAACGAUUCACUUCAAAAAGUAAAGCCUAAAAGUUUAUAUUUCCGCUGUUUAUUUCUGUUAAUUUUGACGAUCAUCGCUUAAAGCUAAUGAGAUAACGAAAUUCUGUUUUUUGUCAGAUUAGAAAAUGACCAAAGACCAGCAAAAAAAGUACUUUCAAAGGUACGGCCGUAGUUGGUCUGGGCUCCUUUUGCAUCCAUUGUUGCACCGUAGUGGCUCUGCUUAAGGCUUAUCAAAGAAAGCCCAGGCUGCUCUAAUAGGAGCCUUCAACUCUUCUGCAUAGUUUGGUUUGGUGACAGUUCCUCCACUGUUCUGCUUAGCUCAACUACGAUGCCUCUGAUGGUCAUUGCUUCACAAUCCUCUUCAGCCUGCUGAUAUCCCUCUUGUUUAGUUCACUUGGAAACGCCGCAAUUUUUCCUUCCCCUCAACGUUUCAAUGAUAUCUUUGAACACAACGAAACAUCCACUUCUUGCCGGACAGUUUUCAAGUCAGCAGUUUUCCUUAUGGUUAUGAGGCCCAUUAUAUUACAUUCCAGUAGGAAGCUUUUUUUUUCUACUUGAUCUUAAGGAAAUUAAAUGUUCUGAGAAACCUAAUAAUCUGGGGAUUCAAUUAGCUUUAAACCAUAAUUAUCAAAAUGAAUGAAAUGUAUGACUCUGUGUGUAGUAAGUAUAUAUAUACGAUUUUACUUUCUCCUAUUGAAUUGAACCUUUUUGAUGAUCCAGCUUUAUUCAUUGAGGUGGAGCUGUACGUCUGAAAAUGUCCUUAAAUGUCCCUGAAAAUAGAUUUUUAUGUCCGAUGGGUUCGUCUAUUUUAAACCAUACUGGUAGAAAAGUAUAUGCAUGGAAACAGCAAAGACUGCUCUGUGUGGAGCUAUUUUAGAGUUAAAAACAGAGGUUUACAGUGUACAUAACAUUAUCAUGAAGUUUUAGCUACAGUAUAUAACCUGAAUGUAGUGUUGAUACUUUGCAUUUAAAAUGAGAUUGUUGUAAACUAUUUGUUUGAUAUACCAUUAAUCCAAGACACACCUUUUCUUCUAAAAUGACUUUGAAACAGUAUUUUCUUCAAACGUUUUAAUGUUCUCAUAUCAAUUUAGUUUAAGCAGCAGCAAUUCCUUUCUAAAGUGGCAAAGCAACAGUGUCUUAAUAUUUGCAACACUGUUUGUUUGUCAUUUAAAUGUCACGAUUUUUUCCGGAAAUCGUCUCAUUUGUGUUUGAAACCGGACGGUUUUUACUUUGACGUCAUUUUGGAUGCUGAUCAGUCUGAGGGCCAUCGUCUUUUUUUUUCUUCCAUUUAACAAAUCUAAUAUGUGAAUACUGAAAACAAAAUGCUUGUAGAUUUUUGUAUAGACAGUAUAACAUAUUAACAUCACACUGUAAUCUUUUACUCCUGUACAUACGAUAUACCCCUGGUGAUAUUUUACGGCAUUGACGUGUGCUUCAGUAGAUACGGUAUUGUACCGUCAUAUGAGCGGUGUAUUGUAGUUUUUGCAAGUUUAAUGCACAGAUUUCGUCCUUCGUAUGAGUAAACUGAUUGUAAUUUGAAAACACUGACUUUUGGAGGGGUUUAGGGUGAAACCAGGGGCAGUAACAUGCCAGAGAUUCGUUUUUACCUUUGAGAACAUUACCGGCCUGCAUGGAACCCUGUUUAUAUGACAUGUGGCAACAUGAACAUGAGUUUUCACAUUUAUCUUUGCUACUUUCUGAAAGAUUAAGGAGGGCAGGCAACACCCUCCGCCCCACCCCCCAAAGGCUCAUCUAUCAAAUCUUUAACUUGUGCUUUACACAUAAUCCUGCUCCUGUUUUUCUCUUGCCUUUCUGUACCAGUAUUGAGGCUGGCGUCCCUAACUGUUGUUGUAGCUCUGGUCUCAGUGCUCAGUCCGCUUUACAAAUGUUUCUUUGAAAUAAAAGAACCCUUUAAAAAUGUG
Molecule: messenger RNA, 4882 nt
Organism: Fundulus heteroclitus (mummichog)
Lineage: Eukaryota; Metazoa; Chordata; Actinopteri; Cyprinodontiformes; Fundulidae
Gene: astn1
Product: astrotactin 1
Biological process (GO): neuron migration; neuron cell-cell adhesion
Molecular function (GO): protein binding
Source: RefSeq, a predicted model, not a curated record